UUCCUCUCUGCCAUGGCGGCAACAGGUAUCUUUCACUUCUAAGACCCGUCCAUUACGGUAUCUUUCACUUCUAAGACCCGUCCAUUACGGUUAUUGCUUAGAAUGUAUCACUUGUUGGAACAUAAACUCAGAUUCGUGUUUGAUUCCCCUAGUUGACUCUUGCCCUGACGGCAAUGUGUGUGCCUCGCGCUACGAGAUAUCUGUAUACGGUGACUUCAUCUUCCAGAGGUUUAAUAGAUUCUGUGCUCAACCCAGUGAAUGUAAUGCGACUGGGGUAUACAACCAAUCUCAAAGUAGUUUGGAGAAGAUGGCGACUACAUGUUGUUCUGAAGAUCGAUGUACGUCAGCGAAGCCUAUAGUGCCAGAUGCAAGUUCACAGCCCAAUGGCCUUAAAUGUCCCAAGUGCGCCCUGUUAAGUGAGUCAUGUGGAACCUUGGAAUCCAUGAAUUGCAUGGGAGAUCAAACGAUGUGUCUUCUGGUAACUACGAAAAAAACUACAGGGUCCAUCAACGUGACUAAGAUUAAUCGUGGCUGCGCCUCCGAAGGCCUUUGCUAUCAAAAGAAUCAGACUUCAAAGGAUGGCGAGGUGUAUACAGAAAAAACAUAUUCCUGCUCCCAGGGGACACGCUCUAGUGAAGCCUCAUACACAUCAUCUGUAAAGACAGUAUGUUCGUCCGAACUGUCAGUCAUUGUGCUUCUAAUGCUGUAUAACUUGUGCUUCUAAUGCUGUAUAACUAAGGAUGAGCGAACCUGUGGAAGUUCGGGUUCGGCCGAACUUCACGUCAAAGUUCGGGUUCGGGAUGCAAACUUUCCCCCGACCCUCAACCCCCUUGAAGUUAACGGGGACCCGGACUUCACUUUAUUAUUUUUCGUUAUAAUAUGUUUAUAUUA
Molecule: messenger RNA, 891 nt
Organism: Bufo gargarizans (Asiatic toad)
Lineage: Eukaryota; Metazoa; Chordata; Amphibia; Anura; Bufonidae
Product: phospholipase A2 inhibitor and Ly6/PLAUR domain-containing protein-like
Exons: 7
Coding region: 308-724 (138 amino acids)
Source: RefSeq, a predicted model, not a curated record